Molecule: messenger RNA, 902 nt
Organism: Fulmarus glacialis (Northern fulmar)
Lineage: Eukaryota; Metazoa; Chordata; Aves; Procellariiformes; Procellariidae
Product: UDP-glucuronosyltransferase 2A1-like
Exons: 5
Coding region: 28-867 (279 amino acids)
Molecular function (GO): UDP-glycosyltransferase activity
Source: RefSeq, a predicted model, not a curated record
GGAAGGCCCACAACCCUGUGUGAGACGAUGGGGAAAGCAGAGAUAUGGCUAAUCAGAACAUACUGGGAUAUUGAAUUUCCACGCCCUUUCCUGCCCAACUUUGAGUUCGUUGGAGGACUUCAUUGCCAGCCUGCAAAGCCGUUACCAAAGGAAAUGGAAGAAUUUGUUCAGAGCUCAGGGGAACACGGCAUCGUGGUAUUCUCUCUCGGGUCGAUGGUCGACAACCUAACUGAUGAAAAAAGUAAUGUGAUUGGCAGAGCCCUCAGCCAGCUUCCACAAAAGGUCCUCUGGCGGUACAAAGGGAAAAAACCAGAAACUCUGGGCUCCAACACCAGGAUUUAUGACUGGAUACCCCAAAAUGACCUGCUUGGCCAUCCCUUGACGAAGGCCUUUAUUACUCAUGGUGGGACCAAUGGGAUCUAUGAAGCUAUCUACCAUGGGAUCCCGAUGGUUGGGAUUCCCAUGUUUGCUGACCAGCCUGACAACAUUGCUCACAUGAAGGCAAAGGGAGCUGCAGUUGAGGUGGAUUUCAGCACACUGAAGGCACAGGACCUAAUUGAUGCACUGAAUACAGUCAUUAACAAUUCCACCUAUAAGGAAAAUGCUCUAAGGUUAUCCAAGAUACACCAUGACCAGCCAGUUAAGCCUCUGGACAGAGCUGUCUUCUGGAUUGAAUUUGUCAUGCGUCACAAAGGAGCAAAGCACUUGAGACCAGCUGCUCACCAUCUCACCUGGUACCAGUACCACUGCCUGGAUGUUCUGGCAUUCUUGUUCACCUGUGCAGCCAUUGCUGUCUUCAUUCUUGUUAAGUGCUGCUUAUUUUGCUGUAGGAGAUGUGGCAGGAUUACAAAGAGGAAGAAAGAAUAGACAUCCUGUUCCCAUCAGCACUUUUUCUUCUCCUA